AUGUAUGCUGAAUGUGGUUUUGCCGGCGAGACGGGGCCGAGAUUCAUCAUUCCCAGUGAAGUUAAACGCGCCGGAUCUCCGGAGGCGGUUCGAGUCGUCCAGUACAACAUCAACACUGAGGAGCUCUACAGCAUCCUGAAGGAGUUCGUUCACCUGCUGUACUUCCGGCAUCUGCUGGUGAAUCCUCGAGACCGGCGCGUGGUGAUCGUUGAAUCCGUCCUCUGUCCUUCACACUUCAGAGAGACGCUCUCCAGAGUCUUCUUCAAGCACUUUGAGGUCCCAUCGGUCCUGUUUGCUCCGGGUCAUCUGAUGUCUGUCAUGACUCUGGGCAUCCAGUCUGCUCUCGUCAUGGACUGUGGAUAUACAGAGACACUGGUGCUACCAAUCUAUGAAGGCGUUCCGAUCCUGUCUGCAUGGGAAGCUCUGCCGAUGGGAGGAAAAGCCAUUCAUAGGGAGCUGCACAGUCUGCUGAGUGAGCAAUGCACGCUAGACACCGACUCUGGCACCGGCCUCAGUCUGCCCACCGUCAUCAGUUCUGUUCCAGAGGAUGUCGUGGAGGAUAUCAAAGUGCGAGUGUGUUUCGUUAGUGACCUGCAGAGGGGCAUGAAGAUCCAGGAGGCCAAAUUUAACAUGGACGGAUCUGCUGAGAGACCGGCUCCUCCCCCAGAUGUGGAAUAUCCGUUGGAUGGCCGGAAGAUUCUGCAUAUCAAGGGAUCCAUCAGAGACUCUGUGGCCGAGAUGUUGUUCGAGCAGGAUAACGAGGAGAAAUCCAUCGCCACGCUGCUGCUGGACACUUUGGUGAAGUGUCCCAUUGACACUCGCAAGGUUCUGUCGGAGAACGUGGUGAUAAUCGGCGGUACGGCCAUGCUUCCCGGGUUCCUGCACCGACUGCUGUCUGAGAUCCGCUCGCUGGUGGAGAAACCCAAGUACUGCGAUGCUCUGGCUACCAAGAGCUUCCGAAUCCACAGCCCACCCGCCAAACCCAACUGCACCGCUUGGUUAGGAGGUGAGCAAAGAACGGCACGGCCGAGGCUUUGAGACUCCUGACCUCUG
This is a messenger RNA of Sinocyclocheilus grahami, 1053 nucleotides long. RefSeq names its product actin-related protein 10-like. Bases 1 to 1038 code for a protein of 345 amino acids. NCBI's taxonomy places the organism in Eukaryota, Metazoa, Chordata, Actinopteri, Cypriniformes, Cyprinidae. The transcript is spliced from 12 exons. The record is from RefSeq and is a predicted model, not a curated record.